This is a messenger RNA of Notechis scutatus (mainland tiger snake), 3436 nucleotides long. NCBI's taxonomy places the organism in Eukaryota, Metazoa, Chordata, Lepidosauria, Squamata, Elapidae. The record is from RefSeq and is a predicted model, not a curated record.
AUAGGCGGGUAGGACGGCUUGAGAGCUCUGUUGGCAGUCGGUCUCCUCCACCUCAGAGCCAGGGACUCCUUCCUUGAGGCGGGGCAGUCUCCCGCCUCAGCCCCCUUUUAGGGAGGAAAGGAAGGAAGGAAAUAGGGAGGGGCGGAAAGAACAGAAGCAAAGAGGAGCCUCUUCUAUACUGGGGUGGAGAGAGCGAGCGAGCGCGACGGCGGCUCCUCGCGGGAACAAAGAGGCGCGAAAACGCGAAGGCUGAGGGGAAAGGGGGCACUCCUCGUCUCGCUCCAACGGCCGCGGAGAUGAAAGAAGAGUGAAAAGGCAUGGAUAUAACAUGAAUUACUUAACAAAUUCAGAAAAAAUAGGAAUUAUUUCUCAGUUAGCUAAAUAAAAUGGAUGAGUCGGUCUUAUUGGAUCUGUUGGAGUGUCCUGUCUGUUUAGAACGUCUGGAUGCUUCUGCAAAAGUCUUGCCUUGUCAACAUACAUUUUGUAAAAGAUGUCUCUUGGGCAUUGUGAGCUCACGCAAUGAGCUUCGUUGUCCUGAAUGUAGGACAUUAGUAGACUGCAAUGUUGAUGACCUUCCUAAUAAUAUUUUGCUUGUUCGACUACUAGAUGGCAUCAAACAAAGGCCUCAGAAAUUGACUAAUUUAAUGACAUGCACAAAUUUAUUAAGGGCCCAAACUAGCACUGUUGCUAAUUGCAUUCAAAAAGACCUACAUAGUUCUCAAAGUGUCCAGCAACAGAGAGUACAAGCACGAAGUCCACCUGUUAGGGGUGUACCUCAGUUACCUUGUGCCAAAGCAUUAUAUAACUAUGAGGGAAAAGAGCCUGGAGAUCUUAAAUUCAACAAAGGUGACAUCAUCAUAUUACGUCGGCAAGUUGAUGAAAAUUGGUAUCAUGGAGAAGUUAAUGGUAUCCAUGGAUUUUUUCCUACCAAUUUUGUCCAGAUAAUUAAACCAUUACCUCAACCUCCACCUCAGUGCAAAGCACUUUAUGACUUUGAAGUUAAGGACAAGGAAGCUGACAAGGAUUGUUUACCCUUUUCAAAGGAUGAUAUUCUUACUGUAAUUCGCCGUGUAGAUGAAAAUUGGGCUGAAGGAAUGUUGGCUGACAAAAUUGGAAUAUUUCCUAUUUCAUAUGUUGAGUUUAACUCAACAGCAAAACAACUUAUUGAACUAGACAAACCAUCAGUUUCUACAAUAGAUUCUGGAGAAGGCACUUCUGGUACAUCCCAUUGCAAUUCAGUUCAAAAGCAUACUGAUGUAAAGAAGAACACAAAAAAACGCCAUUCUUUUACUUCCCUUACCAUGUCCAAUAAGGCUUCACAGUCUUCUCAAAAUCGUCAUUCAGUGGAAAUCAGCCCUCCUGUUCUCAUCAGCUCCAGUAAUCCAACUGCUGCAGCACGGAUAACUGAGCUUUCAGGCCUUUCUUGUAGUGCACCUUCUCAGGUUCACAUUAGUACCACAGGAUUAAUUGUAACCCCACCACCCAGCAGUCCAGUAACAACAGGACAUUCAUUUACCUUUCCACCUGAAGUCACUUACCAAGCUGCUUUUGCUGUGAGUAGUAUUAAUCCACCUGUCCCACCACCCCCACCACCUGUCUUAUCUGCUGCAAUAAUUGCCUCUAAUCCUACGUGCCUGCCUUUGGGGUCAAUUCAGAAGUCAACAUCUGCAUUGACCGAGCAAAUAUCACAUUUGAGAGCACAGACAAGACCAAGUGUGUAUAUUGCUAUUUAUCCAUACACUCCUAGAAAAGAAGAUGAACUGGAAUUGAGAAAAGGUGAAAUGUUUUUGGUGUUUGAACGUUGUCAGGAUGGCUGGUUUAAAGGAACUUCCAUGCAUACCAGCAAAAUUGGUGUAUUCCCUGGAAAUUAUGUGGCACCAGUUACAAGGCCAAUGACAAGUGCCUCCCAAGCAAAAAUACCUGUAUCUACUGCUGGCCAGACAGGGCGAGUAGUGACCAUGGUCAAUGCUUCCACUGCUGGAGGAACAGUGCAAAAACUUCAGGGAAAUGGUGUGACAGUGACUUCUGAUACAAUACCAACAGUCUCUGCUGCACAUAUACAAAAAAGUCCACAAUCCAAGAUCAUUAUGCAUAUGUCCAGUCAAAUGACAUUGAAUCAAGCUCGCAAUGCAGUUAGAACAGUUGCAAUUCAUAGCCAAGAAAGACCGACAGCCACUGUAACACCAAUUCAAACUCAGAAUUCAGCAUGCCUUAUUCCUGCUGCUGUGAUUAUUCCACACCAUCCUGUUGCCUCCCAACAGCUACAACCUCAAUUUUCAAAUGCUGCUGCUUAUAUCACAGCUGUAAAUAUCAACCGAGCAAAUGUCCCAUUGGCUUGCACAACUCCUUCAUUAAGUUCUCCUAGCACUUCUGUAUCGGUAGAUGGAGAUUCAAGUGGGAAAAUUGUGACUGUUCAUACGGGAGCUCCAGCUUCCCCAGAGAAUACAUUGACUGCUGGAGGUACUCCUGUUAUGAGUAAAACAGAGAGAGAUGGAAAGAAAGAAAAAAAAGGGUUGCUAAAGUUACUUUCAGGAGCAUCUACUAAGCGUAAACUUAGAGCAUCACCACCAUCAUCCCCAACUCUCGAAGUUGAGCUGGCAACUACAGAACUCUCCCUUCAGGGUGCUGUAGGGCCAGAAAUUCCAUCAAUUUCUGGUCAAGGAAGAGCAGACACUUGCUCCGUGGACAGUGAAUCCCCUACAAUAGUGCUGGAGAAUACUCACUGCAAAACGAGUUCUUUGGAUUCUAAUAUACCUGUAGUUCCUCCUCCAAGACAACCAUGCUCAUCAUUGGCUCCAGUGUCAAAUGAAUCCAGAUCUGUAAUCUAUGAACGAUACAGAGUAGUGGUAUCCUACCCUCCUCAGAGUGAAGCUGAACUUGAACUUAAAGAAGGAGAUGUUGUUUUUGUUCAUAAAAAACAUGAAGAUGGCUGGUUCAAAGGCACAUUGCAGCGAAAUGGAAAAACUGGCCUUUUUCCUGGAAGCUUUGUGGAGAGUAUCUGAGAAAACUAAUUUGAAACAUUUCAACUCUCACAGCACUAUAGAACAAAGAGAUUGCAGCCACGGAAGGCUGGAGCAUAAACAAAUUUAUAUUUAUGUUUUUCAGUAUCCUUACAGCACAAUUCUGGCAGCAAAGAUUAAAAUAGUUGCUUUUUAUCAUUUUGAAUUAUUGAGUGUAACGUGUGCCUUGUAAUGUCUCAUUUAUUCUUCAGAGGAUUUUAAAAUGUGUGUGUGUAUACACAUACAUAUGAUAAAAGGUUAUUGUUUACAAGGCUGUAACUAAUUUAUUCAUUUUUCUAAACUUGAAUUCUGUUUAAUAGCUAAAGUUGGGUGAUUAUGAUUAACAAGUUAUUUAUAAGAUAAGGAGAAGCUGGAUUCUUUUCUUACAAAAAGAUAUAAUGUCAGAUGGCUUUUUCCAACAGUGGGUGACAGUGAAG